Molecule: messenger RNA, 2207 nt
Organism: Bufo gargarizans (Asiatic toad)
Lineage: Eukaryota; Metazoa; Chordata; Amphibia; Anura; Bufonidae
Product: cell death activator CIDE-B-like
Exons: 5
Coding region: 70-723 (217 amino acids)
Biological process (GO): apoptotic process; regulation of apoptotic process
Source: RefSeq, a predicted model, not a curated record
CAUGACAUUCUGCUGAAAAAUCACUGGGCUACAAAGAAGCAAGGGCUUGCCUUCCGUUGGUGGAUCGUAAUGGAGUUUAUAUCUAACCUCGGCGCUGGGGCUUUCAGGUCUGUCUCAUCAGUAGGCUCAGAGAUAUCUCGAAGAGUGAAAACUGUCUCCGCACCACCACAGAGACCUUUCCGUGUAUGUAGUCAUGACCGAUCCGUGCGCAAAGGAGUUACCGCUGGCUCCCUGCGAGAGCUCAUAGCAAAGGCUAUGGAUGCGCUCUUUCUAACAGGUAUUGUAACUUUAGUACUGGAGGAAGAUGGGACAUUAUUGGAUACAGAAGAAUACUUUGACACCCUGGAAGAUGGUUCAGUGGUCAUGGUUUUGGAAAAACAACAAAAAUGGAAUCCAAGAAAGGGCGUGUUGUCUUAUUCCUUGCAACAAGAGAAACCAAAGAACAGCCGGGAUAUUGCACGAAUCACAUUUGAUGUAUACAAGUUAAACCCCCGUGAUGUGUUUGGCAGUCUUAAUAUAAAGGCCACCUUCUAUGGCUUGUAUUCUAUGAGCUGUGACUUCCAGUUCUUAGGACCAAAGAAAGUGGUCAGGGAACUAAUGCGGCUUCUGUCAGCAGCUCUGAAUGGAAUGGGACGUCUGUUGCUUACUGCCUCAGGAGUACUAAGACGGCUGCUCGAAGGUGGAGAUCACUGGCAGAAUCGAAUCUGUGAAUAUGAAGGCUGAUAUUUUGUCCAUAUUUCAUGUCCUCUCGUUGUUGUAGAUUAUCAUUGGCUGGGUUUUCAAUGGUGGUAUUACAUACAUAAUAGGCAAUAGAGCACCCAUUGAAGUACAUUGGGACAUACUGUACCUCCAUAUUUCAUACAAAGAAAUUGUGGCAUGUUCCCAUAUGUAUGACAUUUAUCCCUCAGACAAAUUGCAUUUAGGGGUAAAUAGCAUCCUACAUAUGGCACCCGAUGAAACAUUGAACGGCAGCACAUAGAAUCCCAUACAACCUCCAUGCUUUAAAAUACUUGUCAAAAAUAUGUCCUAAUGACUUUUGGGUUUUCUUACUGCCUAUAAAAUAUAUGGAUGAAAUAUUUCCAUUAGGGUGGGUUCCUACAUAGGCUUUUAGCAGCAUUUUUUUCUCUUUUGCAGUUUUAGUGGUGAUUUUUACACCUGCAUUUUUGGGGGGAAAAAACACAGCUCUAGAUGUUAGCUGAAGGUUUAUGGGAAAUUUGAAACACAGAGCACACAAGCAUUGACACUGGUAUUUUUGUGACUUAGAAAAAAAUGCCGCUAAGGCCUAGUUCACACUUCAGUGAUUUGUUCAAUGAUUUGCAUUAGUGAUUGUGAGCCAAAACCAAGUGUGGGUCAAAAACCCAGAAGAGGUACAAAAAGCACGCAAAUUAUAGAACCUGUCCUAUUCUUGUCUGUCAAAAACACAGAAGAGGUACAAAAAACCACGCAAAUUAUAGAACCUGUCCUAUUCUUGUCUGUUUUGUGGACAAGAAUGGGCUUUUUUACAGUGGGUCCCGCAAAAAAUUACAGGAUGCACACGGACCGCAUCCGUAUUUUGUGAAGUUGCUAUUUGGUCAGGUGAAGGAAGUCGUAUUGCCCUUUCACACACAAAUUUGCUGUGUCUUUUUUUUUUCUCACCCAAAAAGUUUUUUUCCAUCCUACAUGCAGUUUUAUGGUGUCUUUUUGUGGCUCGCCUAAUUUAUGCCUCAUCAUAAAUUAGGCACAACCUCUGGCAGUAUGUGUGCCUAAACUGAAAUCUAUGCCAGCCCCUAGAUAGCGAAAAUUUUAGUCUUCUGAAAACUGGCAUAAAAGAAGAUAAAUGUGCUGGGCCACUGGCCCUACCCUCUUCUACACCUCCACUUGUGGGAAAAAAAUGCCAAGCUCUCCAGCAUGCUGUGUUUUUGAAAAGAAGGCAGAAACACUAAAAAUGUCACCUAAUUAACAAAAACAUCAGAAGCAAAAAAAACUAACAAACAAAACCAAAUGUGUGCACUGCGUUUCAUAUUUCCCAUAGAACUUCAGUUGACAUCUGGAACUGGCGUUUGUACUGCAAAAAACCCAGGUACAUAAAAUGGCACUAACAUGCAAAACUGCAGUAAAACAUCACCAAAAAUCGAUGUGUGAACCUAAUUAAAUUUUGUUGAUAUAAUGUGCAGUUUUCUUUUUAAAAGUCAGUAAUGCUGUGUUAAUGGUCUUUAAUAAAUUAUUGA